Molecule: messenger RNA, 922 nt
Organism: Mytilinidion resinicola
Lineage: Eukaryota; Fungi; Ascomycota; Dothideomycetes; Mytilinidiales; Mytilinidiaceae
Exons: 2
Coding region: 288-821 (177 amino acids)
Source: RefSeq, a predicted model, not a curated record
UGUCAAGGCUCCAAGCGAAGAGCCCAGGUGCCGAGUUCGUGUGUUUGAUCUUGAAGCCAGCAACCAAGUCAGGCAAGGCAGUCCUGUGCUACCGCUUCCUGCGUGGACGUCGUCUUGGUGUGCUUCGAGUCUUGGCUCUAUUGAUACCUCAGGUUGACCCACAAUUCUACUGCCUAGAAAUAUCAACUUUGCAUUUACAUAUUUCAUCAAAAAACGCUAGACUCGAGCGUCGGGUACCUUCGUACCUUUGUCCGAACCACCUAACGCCCCAUGAUUGGCGCCAAUUCAUGCCUGGUGAAGACAAAGUGCUUGCGCCUGGAUUCCACGGCUGCACGGCCACCUACUCCUAUCCGCCAGGCUGCCUAGCCGUUGGAACCGUGACCUGCUGUGUGCAGCGCCACGUUGGAGGCUUACUCGCCGUCCCCAGCCCAAGCCCAAGGUUGACGUGCCAGACGAUCGCCCUGCUGCACGACCCAACCUUCCAACAACCCCUCCUAGUCCCCUCCUCGGUGCUGUUCCAAACACGACCAAAACAAUCGUGCACCACCGAUCCCAGCCAGCCCUUGAACACAUUAGCCACUGGUCGUCUGCGUCCUUUACACCUUGUGUUCUAUUCUGAUCUCCCAGCGACAAUACGUCAUUCACGGAUUGCCGUCAGGGUCCGCCCGCACUCUUGCUUUCCAACCGCGGGGAUUGCCUUUCCUCAAAGCUUUUCCACGCAAAAACAACAUCCGUGCCGCCCAGUCUCCAAAGACUCUCUCCACCAGCUGCCGUUCCUCCCAGCUCCGCGAAGCAUCCCGAGCACUUUACCGACUUUCUAGAAGCCCCGAUCCGCGCGCAGCCGUACAGCCAUCAAUCUGGCAGGAAACAAGCGGAGGAGUUUCUCCAACUCGGGAGGACUGUUGAACAGGAUGUUCGGCUC